Vespa mandarinia (Asian giant hornet) is the source of this 4502-nucleotide messenger RNA. RefSeq names its product kinesin-like protein KIF19. Lineage: Eukaryota; Metazoa; Arthropoda; Insecta; Hymenoptera; Vespidae. Gene Ontology annotation, biological process: microtubule-based movement. Gene Ontology annotation, molecular function: microtubule binding; ATP binding; microtubule motor activity. The record is from RefSeq and is a predicted model, not a curated record.
GUACUUACAUUUGGUUUCAAGCAAAGAUCAGUUGAUGACUACCGGUAGUACAGUUAAGUGGUAAAGAAGUUGAAAAUGACUCUUGGAGGAAGAGUUUUUUUAUUUGUGUUUCUUUUAAAUUUCCUACCAAAAGUAUUAUUUGCAAAUGUAGCUGAUAUAGCAGGAAUUUGCCCAACUAUGAAAAUUGCUGGCAGUGUUACACAAACUGAACUUUUACAAGAAUUAACCCAUGAUUGUCGUUACGAUAAAAUGGCUAGACCACCGGGUCAAAUUAAUUCUUCUGAUCCUAUAAAAGUUUAUACAAGAGUAUACAUAUAUAUACUUAGAUCAAAUAUGGCUAAGACCUUGCAAUUUGGUGUAAAUAUGAUGUUACAAUUUCGAUAUGUGGAUAAACGAUUGGAAUUCUCAGAUAUUGCACCAAAUUUAACUCAAAUAUAUGGCGGAAAAGUGGCACAUGAUCUAAUUUGGACACCUUCCGUGUAUGUAGCUAACGAACGAAGUUCUGCUGUUGUGGGAAAUAGUGUUAAAGAUUUGCUAAUCUCCAUUAAUCCAGCCGGAAUGGUCGUUUUAAAUACCAGAAUGGAGGCAAUUCUUAAUUGUGGACUUCGUUUAGAAAAAUUCCCAUUUGAUGUACAGGAGUGCCCACUAGCUUUUGAAAGCUGGACAUACAAUGUACAAGAUAUGGAACUGGUUUGGGAUGAUGAACCAAUUGUGCUUGCUGAUGAAUUACAUUUAACCGAGUAUAAACUUGUAGAAAAAUGGGUAAACCAGUCUCAAGUUUCAUAUACCACUGCACAACAGCAUUACGGUCAUUUUGCUGGUAAUUUCAGCUCAAUUACCAUAACAUUUAAGUUAGCUCGUGAAAUGGGAUUCUUCAUGAUGGAUUAUUAUAUACCAUCCAUAUUAAUUGUUGUUAUAUCUUGGGUAUCCUUUUGGUUACACAUGGAUGCAGGUCCUCCUCGAAUUGUUUUAGGAACAAAUACGAUAUUGACAUUUAUGACUCUUGCAUCUAAAGUAGAAAAUUCUUUACCAAAGGUAUCUUAUAUAAAAGCCAGUGAGAUUUGGUUUCUUGGUUGUACAAUAUUCUUAUUCUCAGCUAUGGUUGAAUUUGCAUUCGUAAAUACGAUUUAUAGAAGAAAAAAAAAUGUGCCAUUAAAAAAGGUGAACAGCAAGUAUAUACUUAAAUCCACUUUAACUCCAAAAUUAGCAAGGAAACAAUUUCAAAAGAAUACGGUAGGUUUAGAACGAUCGCGUUCUUGGUCUUCGCUCGACAAUGGUAAUAUCAACGAACAAGAUUAUUCAAGCCAAAAUUACCUCACUGUACACAGCUUUCCGAGUACAAUCAAUAUACCUUCGGUAAAGAUCGAGGAAGAUAAGGAUCAAGAAUGUUCCGUGGGGAGCAUCAUGACGAUCGACAGUACUCCACCGCCGAAACCUUUUACAAGACGGCCGACCCUAGCACAAUUACACAAUUUCACAACUAUGACGCCCCAAGAAAUAGCUCAAUGGAUCGACCGACGAAGUAGAAUAAUGGUUAUGGUAGAAGAAGUGGUCGGUGAGAAGUCAAAACGUUCUUUUCCACGACAAUAUCUUUAUGACAUUGUUUUUGGCGAAGAUGCAACACAGGAAGUCGUGUACGAAGGUACAACGAAAAAUUUAGUCCAAGAUGUUCUCAAUGGUUACAAUGCUACGGUCUUUGCGUAUGGAGCUACGGGAGCUGGAAAAACGCACACCAUGGUUGGGACCUCGUCCGAUCCAGGGAUCAUGGUUCGAGCUUUGAACGACAUUUUUCUAACGACCCAGAAACUAAUGAACAACGUAGAAUUUACUGUUACUAUGUCAUACGUAGAGAUAUACAAUGAGAACAUCCGCGAUCUGUUGAACCCUACCACAGGAUAUUUGGAGUUGCGUGAGGAUUCUCGAGGUCGCAACGUUCAAGUUUCGGGUCUUACGGAAGUGUCUACUAAUUCGACCGAGGAAGUCAUGCAACUCCUUCACAAAGGCAAUAAAGCAAGAAUGGUAGAGCCGACGGCUGCAAACGAAACCUCUUCGAGGAGUCACGCUCUCCUUAGUGUCACAGUCAGACAAUCCUCUUCUCCUGUUAAAGAGUCCGGGCAACGUCUUCGCACGAAAUUGAAGCAGGGUAGACUCUUCAUGAUAGAUCUCGCUGGUUCGGAGAGAGCCAAACAAACUCAGAACAAAGGUAAACGUCUUCAAGAGGGUGCGCAUAUUAACAGAUCAUUAUUGGCACUGAGCAACUGCAUCAAGGCAUUAUCCGGUGGAGCGAGAUUCGUGAAUUAUCGUGACUCCAAAUUGACCAGAUUGCUUAAAGAAGCUCUCGGUGGUAACUGUCGUACCGUUAUGAUAGCUCAUGUUUCACCAGCGAACGUGCACCGCGAUGAAAGUAAAAACACUUUGAAUUAUGCGGAUCGAGCGAACAAGAUUUCGAACAAGGUAGAAAGAAAUGUUCUUGACGUUAGUUAUCUUCACGUUGCCCAAUAUCAGGACAUAAUCAGUGAUCUGAAGAGCGAGAUAUCGCGUCUGCGUAAUAAAAUGAAGGAAGAUAGGCCUUCGGAUAGAUACGAGGAGAAGGAACAUGACGGUCAUGGUUCAGAUUUCAGAUCUUUGAGAGAGAAAAUUGUAUCCGCUUUUAAAGAACAAAUGCGCUUGAGGAAGAAACUUAUGGAACUGGAUAGUCAUCUCUUGGGAUUAAACAUCGCUGCGGAGCAACAGCAUUCGAUAAUCUCUCAGUGGGAAUCGAGGAACAAUAGAGUAUACGGGUCGAGUAGAGAUUCGGUAAAUCGUCGUCCUGGAACGGAUUAUCAAGUGGAAGAAGUCGAUGACAUAGAUCUUCUAGAGGAUAUUGAUUUCGAAGAUGAUUCAUUGGUACAGCAGGCUUGGGCGGAAUUGGCAGAGAUUUCGAAGGAACAGGAAAGGUACGUUGAAAUGCGCGCCGCUACGGAAAAGGAGCUAGAGGCUUGUAGGAAACGAAGUGCCGCGCUAGAAGACGAACUCCCAUCCCGUAUAAAUUCGGACGAAGAACGUGAGCUUUUAGCAUUGAUGUUAAAAGUUCACGAACUGGAAGCAGACAAAAUGAUGCUUCAGAGCGAGAGACUCGUGAAGCAACACGAACUUCGAAGACGAGAGCUUCUUCUUCUUCGUUAUGAUCGGCAAAGGCAAAUCUCUGAUGAGAUAAUCACAAGACAGAGACGAAUAAUGGAGGAUGGACGUCUGACUCUGCCACCGGAUUUACAAAAUCUUUAUGCGCUCUAUCAACAAGAGAUACAAGCUGCUACGUAUGUAGACAGUAAUCUGGCAGAUCUGACAUUCUCAUCCCUGGCAUUUGGAGCUAAACUUCCACCUAUAUCUAGUAGAUUGAGUUAUGACACUUUUAACAACGACAGCAGAAUACCAAGCAGUUCUACAGAUUCUGAUUGGGAUCAAUCGCCCUUACCACCGAUUCAAGAACCACUCGAUGUGGAAAGAGUAAUGGGUCCCGUAGUACAGCCUUUAAUCUCUCCAGCAGUUCUCUUCCCACCGAUUCCAUCCUCAAACUCGAGAAAUCAGAUUAGAAAACUCCGACGCAUAGCCAGCGACGAUAGCAUGGAUUCUGUAAGAUUUUCACAAGGAAACAAUAUGUGAUAUAAUGCAUUAAGAAGAACGGAUGAACGAGAAACGCCGAGCUGAAAUCGAAGCUGAAUUUUUGAGACUUUCGACGUCUUUCACGCGCCGUAUUUUCAAAUUUACGGUGUUCCACGUGCUCAACAAUCGCCUCUUUGUCGUUUUGAUUGAUGAUUUGAUUACUGGGCCUGAUCGCUAUACGACUGCUUCUCAAUCUUCUACGAAGUAUUCUAGGAUCGUUUUGAGGAUCAAUGAUCUCACGGAAGAUAUUAAAAGCACGAAAUCUUUCCCGAGGAUUCAUGUUCGGCGAAUGUGCUUGUUCCCAUAUUGACAAUGUCCAAUCAUUAAAUAUCUCCGAUGAUUUACUACGAUAGUUGUUCUCCAUGGAACGCUUAUAAUUUCUUGAUAAUUUGUUCUUGAACUCGUCUUUUUUAUCAUCGUUCGUUGUCUAAGAAAUGAUUGUUGAUCGACCGUUUAACUUAACAAUUAUAAAAGAUGAUAUUUUUCAUGAAUAGUAAUUUAGAAACGGGUUGGACGAUUCUAAUAUAUAAAGCGACUAUUAAAAAGAGAUACUCUCACUUUUUCAACGGAGGAAGAUGUAACUAAUUUAAUAGAAUCUUUCUCGUGUUUGUCAUCACGUACUACUUUCAAUUGAGGUAAUUCGAUCGUCUUGUCUUUGGUCAUCGAUGUGUAUGUCAUCGCGUUGUCCCGGUUAUUCGAUGGAAUCAACCAUUGCUCUAAGGUCGAAUUUUCAAUAUUCCACAUAUUCAAUAGCAUAUCCCAAUCUUUUUUUCUGUCUUUCCAGUAUGUUAUGGUCUGACCGAAUAUCAAAUUGCCGACACACAACGUACAACGACCGAAAGACUACACUAUCGAAGUAA